Molecule: messenger RNA, 1698 nt
Organism: Cryphonectria parasitica EP155
Lineage: Eukaryota; Fungi; Ascomycota; Sordariomycetes; Diaporthales; Cryphonectriaceae
Exons: 7
Coding region: 1-1698 (565 amino acids)
Biological process (GO): regulation of DNA-templated transcription
Cellular component (GO): nucleus
Molecular function (GO): transcription cis-regulatory region binding; DNA-binding transcription factor activity, RNA polymerase II-specific
Source: RefSeq, a predicted model, not a curated record
AUGGCCACGCAUCGAGACUCGUUCCAGAGCAAUGCUUCCGAGCGGCACCCCAAGGGCAAGAGAAAGAGGACUGCUGCAAAGGACAAGGCUAUCCUCGAGGCGGCAUACAAUGCCAACCCCAAGCCCGACAAAACAGCGCGUCUCGACAUCGUGAAGCGCGUGUCUCUCAACGAGAAGGAGGUUCAGAUAUGGUUCCAGAACCGCCGGCAGAACGACAGGCGCAAGUCGCGUCCCCUUUCUCCGCAGGAGAUCGCUGCUCUGCAGUAUGGCAGCAUGCAGGUCCUCCCAGAUACGAUCUCCGCUCCUCCAUACAUGUCGACUCUGCCUCCGAGCUCCAGUCUGCCGGCUGCCCACAACACGUCCCCGGUCCCACCGUCAUCCGCGCCGGAGAGGGGGAACGCGUCCCCGCAUUCGGACACAGGACCAUCCAGACCGGACAGCGCCGGGCACCCCGCCGGGCUCAGGAGGGAGUCGGCUCCGUCUGGAGGCAUACCUGCUGUCGGCCCGUCUUCACAGCCUGUCGGGUGCACGGCUGACCAGCCGCCGCAGCUCUACCGCUCCCAGUCUGUGGGGUACUUCGCAAAUAGGUUACAUGCUAGCACCUCCUUCCAGGCAGCCCGCCAGAGCCCAGAUUCUUACAGGUAUGUUAACCAGCAUGACCUGCGACCAACACAUUCGUCCAAGUUCCGCUUGUCGAUGUCGAUGGAGGGCAAGGCUGAGUUGGUCUCUCAGCCUUCUCCGCCUCGCUUGUCCCCAACCAGCUUUCCCGAGAGCUCAGUUCCCCUCGACCGGCCUCAUCUCCACCGUAGCCAGAGCGCAGCGGGCGCCAUCACACUGCCGCCAAUUUCCGCACUGACGGCCUCUCUCGAAGACAACGACGCCCCUCGGCUCCACCCACGUCUCUAUCGCAGCCGCUCUCGAGACGUGCAUCUGUGGGAGCUGGCCUGCGAGGCCAACAGCGGGGAGCACCGUGACGAGCUGACUGCGUAUGCGGAGCGCGAGUCUUCGGGGUCCGCCAUCGCUGCUAUUAGUCUUCUCCGCACACUCAGCUCCAGCUCCCACUCUCCUGCCUCCAGCCACAACGGGACUCCUCUGCAGCUCAACAGCGCCAAGCGCAAUGCAAGGCCCAGCGCGCAACAUCACCAUCAUCACCAUGCCAAAAAGCCCAAGCUCGGCAGAGCCUCUAGCAGCAUCGCCCGCCUGCAGAACAACCUGGUCAACAUGGUGAGCGAAAAACCAACAACAGCACGUUCAGAUGAGGUCGAUGUAGACGAAGAUGACCUCAGGAAGGUCAAGAUGUCGAUCCUGCUGUCGCCGGGAGGGAACGAAUCGGACAAGGAGAACUGGAGCCCGGACGACGACGGCAACCCGGUGUUCCGUGGCUCUCACCCUGGAGGUCGACGGCCUCUACCAUCUGCGCCUACCUCAAGGGGCAUGCAGUCGCAGCAUGCACGCCGGCGUGUGCUGGAGGACGACAGCAAUCGAACUAUGCUCGGGCGCGCCAGCACAGCACCGGGUCCGAGACGAAAGAAGGGCGAGUCGCCGAUUGCGAUAUUCGACGACAGCCUGGCUGAACGCAGUGGGGUCACGGAUGAUGAGGUCGAGAAGUUUAUGCGCGGCGAGGUCAGUCCUAGUAAGAAGGGAGCGGCUAGCGCAAUUGCCGGACUGCUGGCUCUCAGCCAGGGUCACUGGCGAUAA